Orbilia oligospora ATCC 24927 is the source of this 336-nucleotide messenger RNA. RefSeq lists its product as uncharacterized. Gene Ontology annotation, cellular component: ribosome; mitochondrial large ribosomal subunit. Gene Ontology annotation, biological process: ribosome biogenesis; translation. The transcript has 2 exons. Lineage: Eukaryota; Fungi; Ascomycota; Orbiliomycetes; Orbiliales; Orbiliaceae. Gene Ontology annotation, molecular function: structural constituent of ribosome. The record is from RefSeq and is a predicted model, not a curated record. The coding region runs from base 1 to 336 and encodes 111 amino acids.
AUGCUAUCACAAGUCGUUCGCCGUAUCCCGGCGACGGCCCUCCCACGGGUUCUAUCCACUCCAGCAUCCUCAGUAACGACCCUCCGAACCCUCGCCACCCUUACGAACCAAUCGAUAUCAUCGUCAUAUAAACCGAAAAUGUCCCUUAUAACCUCGAGUAUAAGACCUACGUUAUCACUAGUACCUCAAAACCCAGUAUCGUUAUCUCAGAUCCGUGGUAUGAAGGUUAGAAGUGCGGUUAAGAAGUUGUGUAGUGGUUGUAAGAGCGUUCGAAGGAAGGGAUAUCUUUACAUCAUAUGCUCGAAAAACCAGAAGCAUAAACAGCGGCAGGGAUAG